AUGGUUGAUGGUGUUUUGCGGAACGUGCGUGGAUGGUUGGACGAAAGCGAGCUGCCGACGCCCGAGUUGCGGGAGACGUGCGCCACCACCCACCGCCGCUGUCACGAUAUGGUACUACCACGGACCCUACCCUCAUUCAAAAAGAGCUUCGGAUCUGAGGGAGCACACAUGUCUGCGAAUCUUUACGCCACAACCAUCGGCAGACCGCGCAGAACACAACAUAGGCAUGCUUUCCAGGAGCUUUUGAAAUGGGGGUCCGAUUUGAAUGAAGAUCAUGCGAAGUAG
Coprinopsis cinerea okayama7#130 is the source of this 285-nucleotide messenger RNA. RefSeq lists its product as hypothetical. The record is from RefSeq and is a predicted model, not a curated record. Lineage: Eukaryota; Fungi; Basidiomycota; Agaricomycetes; Agaricales; Psathyrellaceae. The transcript has 2 exons. Bases 1 to 285 code for a protein of 94 amino acids.